AUGGCCGUCGAUCUCGCCGAGGAGAUUGCUCAGAAGACAUCAUCUCUCAUCCAAUCCAGCAACCAUCGAGAUCUCCUCGACAUCGUCGAUCCACUUCGAUCUCACGGCGUCAGCCACUAUGUCGAUCUCCCCCAGAUCAUUGUGUGCGGCAGCCAGUCCUGCGGCAAGAAACUUGUCAUCUCAUACAUGCAUCAGCGUCGAAGCAUCAUCCUGGCCGUGGUCACGGCAGACAAUCCGUUCGCGAACCAGCCCGUCACCAAGUUCGCCCGAGAUAUCUACCCGUCGGGGAAGAGAACGCUUGGACUCAUCACGAAGCCAGACAAGAUCGACCGGGGCUCCGAGAGCGAGCGCUACUAUGUGGAGCUGGCGCAGAACCAGAAAGUGAAACUCACUCUUGGGUGGCAUGUGCUACGCAACAGCAGCCACGCUACCGCCGACGACACAGCGGAGGAACGAGAUGAGAGAGAGGCCUCGUUCUUCGAGGGCUCUGUUUGGGGCAAUUCACUUGAACCUACGCAGCUUGGUGUGAAGCCACUGAGAGGCCGAUUGCGCAAUAUUCUCUGGCAUCAAAUCAAAGAGGGACUUCCCGGGGUGAAGUCUGACGUUCAGUCCGGUAUCAAGUCCUGCGAAAACCGGCUGCAGCAGCUUGGCAAGCCACGCGCCACGAAGAGGGAGAAGCACACCUACCUCCAGCGAAUCAGCAGCCGUCUUUCCACGCUCGUCCGGGCAGCCAUCGACGGGGCGUACGUCGAUCAUUUCUUGGAGCCUCCGCCUCAUCAGGACACCGCGCUCGAGAGACGGCUGCGGGCAAAAAAAAUGCGCACCGAUGGCCAUGCUUUGGAGAUUGUGGAGCAUGGCAUGGAACCGGUACGGCGCUCGCAUUCUGGAUACGUCAAGAGAGACGUGUACUUGAAGGAAGUCAAAGAGCGAAUGAUCGAGUGCCGGGAGCGAGAGCUGCCGGGAACCUUCAACCCGCACGUUGCUGGCGACUUGUUCAGCCAGCAGUGCAAGCCUUGGGAGGCCAUCACCCAACACUUGGUCGAGGAGAUACACGGAGCUGCCGCAAAAACCUUCAAUAGGAUGGUAUCCGAGAUUUGCGACCAGAAACUCCUGUCUCGCCUGAUGAAGGGGCAUAUACAACCCGCGUUACAUCUCCUGAGGAAGGACCUAAAAGCCAAGGUCAGCGAGUUCCUGGAGCCGCACUUGUCGAUCCACCCGAUCACGUCCAACAGAUCCAGCCUAUGGCUUUACCUCAGAGAGCGAAGCAAGAUAUCUGAGGCCGAUAUGGUAGAGGUUCUUCGGCAGUUCAAAAUAGGGACCCAGCCAGAUAUCGAGGAGUACUCUGCCUCUAUUACAGCCGAUGUAGCUGCGGCUUAUUAUACGGUUGCCCUGAAGAAAUUCAUCGACGAUGUCAGCGUCAACACGGUCGAGACGUGCCUCAUCCAACUUCUGCCCGAUGUGUUCUCUCCCGAUGUGGUGUGGGAUCUGUCCGAUGAACUCGUUGAGCUUCUGGGGUCGGAGGACGAGACUACCGUCAAGGAGCGCAUCGACCUGACCAAGAAACUGAUGACUCUCGAGAAGGGCUUGCAGGAUCUGGAUGCUUUUACUGUACGGCAUGGUGCAAACGCGGUGAAUGCACUCCAUCUUGAGGCACACGAAGAUAAAACUUCUGAGCUAGAGAAUAAUUUUCAAGCCCUCGAACUCGCAGGCACGCCGCUGAAGAGUCAGGAGUGUGGGUUGCUAGGUCUCCCACUCGAUUGCCUGAGGUUAAUAUUUGACCUUUGCAUCGAGUACGACGAGUCUAGCCACACAAACCUGCAGGAUGCCACACGUAUCCGACUCGUCUGUCAUAUCUUCGACUUUGAGGUCAUGCGAACUAUUUGCACUACCCGACUUCUUCAAAAGAUGAAGCAAAACCCAGAAGUUGGGUCUCUCAGGGAAUGCGCCGCAAAAGGGAGAGAUUUUUACUGUUGCCUGCCACCAUUCACAGGGAGUAGCGCGGCAUUCUUGGCCCGCUACCUCUUCUCCCAAUACCACAUCUCCAAACCCGCAGAUUCCCUCCCUUGGAACGCCAAUCUAUCGACUGCGGUCAACGCGGUUGUGAACGAAGUCAUGCAGAAAGACGGGGUCGAUCCUGGCGGGCCAGAGAGGUACAAUUAUUUUCGUACUAUCUGCGAGAGGGCCUUGCAUCUAUUUGAACCGGAGCCAGCCAGACCUUGCGUGAUCUGGGACCUCUUCAAUGACCACAACCAAUCCCUCUUGUUUCCCAUGGAGCAUAAAAUCCAGGUUGGCAAACUGGAAACCCUCGUUCUCCUCGCCCAGGUAUAUCUCGGAAAGCCAGACGUCGUGGGAAAGAUUCGCUCCAUGAUACUUGACAGGGGCCCGAGGAAGGUCUCAACCUUCCGGAAGUCCAUCAAAGGCCCGGAGCUGCACCGUAAGGCACCGCUCUUUGGCUCUUUUCUUGAAGCCGCUAUCCGAACGCACAACCACAACCUCGCCGUGCUUCUCGUCAGAUACGAGGUAGACAUCUCGGAGAUUACAAAGGCCCGAGGCACGGCAAAGGAGAAGAAGAAAAGGCAGUACGACUGGCACUUUUUGGAAAUAGCCACGGCAGUGGGGGACGAAGAGAUGGUCCAGAUCUUGCUGGAGACGAGACCCAAACCCGCAACCCAACUCUGGCCAAUGAUCCGCCUGGCAGUUUGCGCCGAGUUCCCCGACGUGGCCAGGGUGCUGAUGGACUACCUUCGCAAACACGGCUUUCCCGGCAUGAAGGGAAAGAGGGAGGAAGACCUCUGGGCCUGGGACAUCGACCCCCACGACGAGGACGGCGACUGGGACGAACAUCCCAGACCCAAGUGGCUCACGUCGAAUGCGGCACUCAUGGAGGCCUGCCGCCAUGGAAAUCUCGAGUGUGUCCGGGUGAUGCUGGAUUCGCCCUAUACCCUGAUCCACCCGGCCUUUCUGCAGAAGUGGUGGUCGAGAGGGUUGACGUGGAAUGGGGUGUCCCCAGUGGACAUCGCAAUCGGACGAGGAGAUGAAGCCAUGCUGCGUCUCCUGAUCGCCCGCGGCGCAAAUCCGUAUGGUCUGGGUCAGUGCAAGACGGCCAGACACGGGACGGUGUUGAGAUUCGCGGACCGCCUGGUCAAAUCCAUGGUACCAGCUGCUGAGAUGGCGAAUGUCGGUAUUGCGCGAGUCCUGGUCGAGGCUGGCUGGGAAUGCUGUGUUCAUCUGUGGAUGGUGGUCCUCCACAAGGCCAUGCUGGCGAGAACAACCCUGGCCGACACUCUUGACCGUGUCUCCCCUGAGAAGCGAGAAGACACAAUGCGCGAGUGGCGCAGGAGGGACGUCGAGUUCUGGCGGUAUCUCGUCCAUGUUGGAGCUGUCGACCUUACUGCCGUUCUUAAGGGGUGCGAUUCGGCUAAGGAUACGGCUGCGCUUGGCAUAGACAAGGUAGGGUCUGUGAGGUCUUUUAUCCUCGAUGAGUUUCCGCCGCAGGAGAAGGCUCCUUCUGAGGUGAUCCAUAGCUAUGCAGGGGAAAGGGAUGGGUAGGUUAGAUAUUGUUCAAGAGUAACACCCUAUGUGUGUUGGAUUAUCC
This is a messenger RNA of Phialemonium atrogriseum, 3595 nucleotides long. RefSeq lists its product as uncharacterized. Gene Ontology annotation, cellular component: microtubule; membrane; cytoplasm. The coding region runs from base 1 to 3549 and encodes 1182 amino acids. Gene Ontology annotation, molecular function: microtubule binding; GTPase activity. NCBI's taxonomy places the organism in Eukaryota, Fungi, Ascomycota, Sordariomycetes, Cephalothecales, Cephalothecaceae. The transcript has 9 exons. The record is from RefSeq and is a predicted model, not a curated record.